UGGGAGGUACAGACGACAGCCCUAUAAAACUUCUAAGAAGAGUCAAACGGAAAUUUGGAGAGAUGGCGGGAGUAACCGAAACACGAAGGAGAGAAGGAGGCAGGCCGAUGUAUCCUUCUGCUAGGGGCCCUCCACAGCCUCGUCCUCGCUUCGACCCCGUCGAUCGAGAGAAGACUUGUCCUUUAUUGCUUCGAGUUUUUACUAAGAUUGGGGGUCAUCAUUCCAGGGAGGAUUUUGCAGUGAGAGGCAAGGAGCCUAAGGAUGAGGUUCAAAUUUAUACAUGGAAGGAUGCUAACCUCUGCGAGUUAACUGAUCUGGUUAAAGAAGUAGCAUCAGCUGCUAGAAGAAGAGAUGCAAGACUGUCUUUUGCUUUUGUGUAUCCUGAUAAGAAUGGUCGUUUUGUGCUGAGAGAGGUGGGGAAGACCUUAUCGUAUGGAAAUGGAAGGCGAUUAGAUGAUGGGAAAACAUUGGCUGAACUUGGCUUUGAGAUUGGAGACUACUUGGAUGUGGCGAUUCUGUAGGAGUUUUCAACUGUGAUGACUCUUUUACAUUGGUUGUCGUGAUUGUGAAAGAUUAUCUUGGAAGGCCUUGUGUGCAAUUUUUGCUGGUCUUUGGCAUCACCUUGUGCUUGAGGUGUAUGGGGUCUUAUUAAGAUGUGUUGAUACCGUAGUGAGUGAAGUAUCUAGAACAUUAAGAAAGAAAUUGGCCGUGAUAGAAGAUUUUUCUUAUCUCUGGAGUGUAAAAGUGAUUGACAGAACCCCUACUAAGAGGGUAUAAUUAGCUUGAAAACUUGAUUAAAAUGUUCUUACAUCAUCACAUCUUAACUAUGAUCAUAGUCAAAAUCGAAGUGAAACAAUUUUAGCUAGUUAAACUCGAGUUUAAUUCAUGAUCAAUAUUAACUUCCAAGUUUGUUUUGAUGAUGAA
Mangifera indica (mango) is the source of this 924-nucleotide messenger RNA. Its product is annotated as histone deacetylase complex subunit SAP18. Gene Ontology annotation, cellular component: nucleus. Gene Ontology annotation, molecular function: transcription corepressor activity; transcription factor binding. NCBI's taxonomy places the organism in Eukaryota, Viridiplantae, Streptophyta, Magnoliopsida, Sapindales, Anacardiaceae. The coding region runs from base 63 to 521 and encodes 152 amino acids. The record is from RefSeq and is a predicted model, not a curated record. The transcript has 6 exons. Gene Ontology annotation, biological process: negative regulation of DNA-templated transcription.